GUCCGUGCGUCGCGUCUCCACCCCCCGCCCCGGUAACCGGGGAAGUGGCGGCGGCGGCUGCGGGGCUGAGGGUAUAUUUGAGACAUCAUGAAUUGGAAUAAAGGUGGUCCUGGUACAAAGAGAGGCUUUGGGUUUGGUGGAUUUGCCAUAACCCCUGGCAAGAAAGAGGAGCCCAAGCUGUCUCAGCAGUCCCACAGUGCCUUUGGCACCGCUGGCUCCUCGGCAGCGUUUGCGAAAUCGGGGCCUCCUCAGCUGCCUUCCUUCUACAAAAUUGGGUCAAAACGAGCCAAUUUUGAUGAGGAGAAUGCGUACUUCGAGGAUGAAGAGGAAGAUUCCAGCAAUGUGGAAUUGCCCUACAUUCCCGCGGAGAAUUCCCCCACUCGGCAGCAGUUCCAUUCCAAAUCGGCCGACUCUGACAGCGACGAUGAUCCUCUGGAGGCUUUCAUGGCUGAAGUGGAGGAUCAAGCUGCUCGAGACAUGAAGAGACUUGAAGAUAAAGACAAAGAAAAAAAGAAUGCUAAGGGUAUUCGAGAUGACAUUGAAGAGGAAGAUGACCAAGAAGCGUAUUUUCGCUACAUGGCUGAGAACCCCACUGCUGGCAUGGUGCAGGAGGAGGAAGAGGAUAACCUGGAGUACGACAGCGAUGGGAAUCCGAUUGCACCAUCCAAAAAAAUCAUUGAUCCUCUUCCACCUAUUGACCAUUCAGAGAUCGAAUACCCACCGUUUGAGAAGAAUUUCUAUGAUGAGCACGAGGAGAUCACCAGCCUGACGCCGCAGCAAGUGGUGGAGUUACGGCAUAAGCUGAAUCUCCGGGUCUCCGGGGCUGCUCCUCCAAGGCCUGGCAGUAGUUUUGCUCAUUUUGGAUUUGAUGAGCAACUUAUGCAUCAGAUUAGGAAAUCUGAAUAUACCCAACCCACUCCAAUACAAUGUCAGGGUGUUCCAGUGGCACUGAGUGGCAGAGACAUGAUCGGGAUAGCCAAGACUGGAAGUGGGAAAACAGCUGCCUUCAUCUGGCCAAUGCUGAUCCACAUCAUGGAUCAGAAGGAGCUUGAACCUGGGGAUGGUCCCAUUGCAGUGAUCGUCUGCCCGACCAGGGAGCUCUGCCAGCAGAUCCACUCGGAGUGCAAGCGCUUUGGCAAGGCCUAUAACCUGCGCUCCGUGGCCGUGUACGGAGGAGGGAGCAUGUGGGAGCAAGCCAAGGCCCUGCAGGAGGGGGCAGAGAUCGUGGUCUGCACGCCAGGUCGUUUGAUUGACCAUGUGAAAAAGAAAGCUACAAACCUGCAGAGAGUCACUUACCUUGUGUUUGAUGAAGCUGACAGGAUGUUUGAUAUGGGGUUUGAAUAUCAGGUCAGAUCAAUCGCAAGCCACGUACGUCCUGACAGACAGACCCUCUUGUUCAGUGCCACGUUCCGUAAGAAGAUUGAGAAAUUGGCCCGGGAUAUUCUGAUCGACCCCAUUCGGGUUGUGCAAGGAGACAUUGGAGAGGCAAACGAAGAUGUCACUCAGAUCGUGGAGAUCUUCCCCUCUGGGCCCAGCAAGUGGAACUGGCUGACGCGGCGCCUCGUGGAGUUCACGUCCUCCGGCAGCGUCCUCCUCUUCGUCACCAAGAAAGCCAACGCAGAGGAACUGGCCAACAACCUCAAGCAGGAGGAUCAUAACCUGGGGCUGCUCCACGGGGACAUGGACCAGAGCGAGAGGAAUAAAGUCAUUUCGGAGUUUAAGAAGAAGGGGAUCCCCAUCCUGGUAGCUACUGAUGUGGCAGCUCGAGGGUUGGAUAUCCCUUCCAUCAAGACCGUCAUCAACUACGACGUGGCUCGGGACAUUGACACCCACACGCACCGCAUCGGCCGCACCGGCCGCGCCGGGGAGAAGGGAGUGGCCUACACCCUGCUGACCCCCAAGGACAGCAACUUCGCUGGUGACCUCGUCAGAAACCUGGAGGGUGCCAACCAGCACGUCUCCAAAGAGCUGCUGGAUUUGGCAAUGCAGAAUCCGUGGUUCCGGAAAUCCCGUUUUAAAGGAGGGAAGGGCAAGAAGCUGAAUAUUGGUGGUGGUGGCUUGGGAUACCGUGAACGCCCCGGGCUGGGCUCAGAAAAUACUGACCGUGGAAACAACAACAGUGUGAUGAGCAACUACGAGGCCUACAAGCCAUCCACGGGGGCCAUGGGGGACAGGCUGACAGCAAUGAAAGCAGCUUUCCAGUCCCAGUACAAGAGCCACUUCGUUGCCGCAAGUUUAAAUAACCAAAAGACUGGGAGCUCUGCCGCUGGCGCCAGCGGCUGGACCAGCGCCGGGAGCCUCAACUCCGUCCCGACGAGUUCGGCGCAGCAGAACGCGGCCAACGCCGAGAGCCCCAUCGCAGCCACCGCCGCGGCAAAGGGCGUCCCGGGCUUCACGGGCACGGGCAGCCUGAGCAGCGUCCCCGCCUUCCCCGGCGGCGCAGCGCAGGGCUUCAGCGGCGCAAAUGCCGGCGCCAACAGUCGAGAAAGCGGCGGCGGCGUUGCCAGAGAACGCUACAGCGACAACCGGAACAGUCGGCACGGCGAGGCCCCGCGGCGCGGGGAGGGCGGCGGCCGAGGGGAGGGCGGCGGCCGCUACAACAACGAUGCCCAGCAGCGUUACAGCGAUGCCCAGCGUGAUGCCCAGCAGCGUUACAGCGAUUCCCAGCAGCGUUACAACGAUUCCCAGCAGCGUUACAACGAUUCCCAGCAGCGUUACAGCGAUGCCCAGCGUGAUGCCCAGCGUUACAGCGAUUCCCAGCAGCGUUACGGUGAUGCCCAGCGUGAUGCCCAGCAGCGUUACAGUGAUUCCCAGCGCGAUGCCCAGCAGCGUUACAGUGAUUCCCAGCGCGAUGCCCAGCAGCGUUACGAUUCCCAGCGUGAUGCCCAGCAGCGUUACGGUGAUGCCCAGCGCGAUGCCCAGCAGCGUUACGAUUCCCAGCGCGAUGCCCAGCAGCGUUACGAUUCCCAGCGCGAUGCCCAGCAGCGUUACAGUGAUUCCCAGCGCGAUGCCCAGCAGCGUUACGAUGCCCAGCGCGAUGCCCCGCGUUACAGUGAUGCCCAACCCCAGCGUUACGGUGAUGCCCAGCGUGAUGCCCAACGUUACAACGAUUCCCAGCGUUACAAUGAUGCUCAGCCCCAACGUUACGAUUCCCAACGCUACAACGACGCCCAGCCCCAGCGCUACAACGACGCCCAGCCCCAGCGCUACAACGACGGCCAGCGCUACAGCGAUGCUCAGCCCCAGCGCUACAACGACGGCCAACGUUACAACGACGCCCAGCCCCAGCGUUACAGCGACGGCCAACGCUACAGCGACGGCCAACGCCACGGCGAAGGCGGCGGCCGGCACGGCGACCCCUCCCGGCACGGCGACGUCCAUCGCCACGGCGAGGGCCGGCACUUCUCCGAUUUGCCGGGCGGCGGCAACCGCAACAACGGUGACAGCAGGAACAGCAGCGAGAGCAGGAACGGAGAGAGCAGGAAGGAGGCCAACAGCCGGGACAACAAGACAGAUGGUUUUGCUGUCCCAGAGCCCCCAAAAAGGAAGAAGAGCCGGUGGGACAGUUAAAAGCUUGGGGGUUCACAGCCUGGAAUCUCUGCAGGUAGUGUUGUCCUUUCCCAGAGGAUUUCUUGGGGUUUUUGGUAACUGGUUGUUGAGCAGCUGGGGCAGGAGAAGGAAACCUUGAGAACCCCCGUGCAAGUUCAUCUGCGGACAGAUUCACCCGAACGAAGUGCACACAACACUUAGCGAAAGAAAUCAUUUUGAUAAAGCUCCCUGGGUUCUGCUUUGAAACAUUCAGUGCUCAAGUGACUCUGCUGGAUUUAAACAGAUCUUCUUGACAAAAAGAAGCUGUUCCACAUGCUUGGAACGUUAAGAAACUGUUGUCCAUAGAGGUAUAAAUUAGUCUUUUCUUAACCAGCGUUCACAUUUACAAACCAGUCCAGUCCACCUCGAGAUGCUCAGGACCUGCCUGUUAGACAUUAAUCUUGCAGCAGUUUGGUCAGUAUGGUGAGUUCUUCCCCCAUCCCCUUUUCACAUAUUCUCCCCAAAUAAUUUGGCCUCCAGGUUACCCCUUACCUCUCUCCCCAUCAACUCAGACUGUCAAUUUGCUUUGCUGAAGGUGAAGCAGAGCAAGUUGGAUGUUUUGGUUGGUUGGGUUUUUUGGGUUUUUUUUUUUGUGUGUAUUUGUGGAGCUGCUCAAGGGAUCCUUCUCAAUCCCAGCAAACCACAAAUUCACCUGUAGUGUAGGUUGGACUCCUGGCUUGUUUGUGGUCAGUAUUUUAAUUCCAAUCCCAUUAAUCCCAUUGCCCAGAUUUUAUUUUUUUCUUUCAAAGAACCUCCUGUUUUCUAAUAUCCCUCAUUCUGGUGGAAGCCUGCAUAGCAAACCUGUGUCUCUGCUGUGCCUAUGCACCCUCUGUUCUGAGAGGGUUGAGUGCUUUCUUCAAAUUAAAAACAAAAAAGGGAAAAUAAUGUAGAUAUAUCACCACAGUCAGAAGCUGCAGCCCCCAGGAAGUGUGGCUAAAGGAAAAAGAUUCAGAAAUUCAGGGAUCUGUUGCUCAGAAGCCUUUAGGGAGAACCCAGAAAACGAUUAAUGAAAAGAAACAAAAUCUGGCCCUGUUUUGGACACAUGCAGUAAAUCUGUAAAAUCUUGCUUGCCCAUUUUUAACUUGUUGUGUGUAUUCCCAUUUUUUAACUUUUUUGUUUGGUUGGUUGGUUUUUUGCCACAAGGUAGGGAAGAACUUUUCAGUUGGGACGUGUCAGCACCCGCCGCUGGCUCGUUUCCACUGGAAGAUGUACCAGAAGCUGUCAGGGUUUUGUGACAUUGUGAUGUUUUCUUUAUCAGCCGUGCAUUUACUUUCUGCUUGCUCUAGUAAAUGUUUUAUUACUGGUACAAAAA
Hirundo rustica (Barn swallow) is the source of this 4900-nucleotide messenger RNA. It is a transcript of the gene DDX42, whose product is annotated as DEAD-box helicase 42. Gene Ontology annotation, molecular function: ATP binding; nucleic acid binding; RNA helicase activity. The transcript is spliced from 18 exons. The record is from RefSeq and is a predicted model, not a curated record. Bases 88 to 3570 code for a protein of 1160 amino acids. Lineage: Eukaryota; Metazoa; Chordata; Aves; Passeriformes; Hirundinidae.